This is a messenger RNA of Trichoderma virens Gv29-8, 2635 nucleotides long. RefSeq lists its product as uncharacterized. Lineage: Eukaryota; Fungi; Ascomycota; Sordariomycetes; Hypocreales; Hypocreaceae. The coding region runs from base 34 to 2457 and encodes 807 amino acids. Gene Ontology annotation, biological process: mitotic G2 DNA damage checkpoint signaling; DNA replication initiation; mitotic DNA replication checkpoint signaling. The transcript is spliced from 3 exons. The record is from RefSeq and is a predicted model, not a curated record.
ACAUGAUCCGGCCAAAACAGCAUGUCAUGAGCCAUGGCAUCGCACUCUUCAGAGGACGAGGGCUACGGCUUCGACGCCUCAGUACCGUUCAAGGGUGUCAUUGUGUGCUGCACCAGCAUCCCGCCUGAUCAACGGACAGACAUUGCCCAGAAGGUUGCCGAGCUCGGCGGCGUGCACAAGUACGACCUCACCCCUGACGUGACGCAUCUCGUCGUCGGCGACUACGACACGCCCAAGUAUCGCCAUGUCGCCCGCGAACGAGUCGACAUCAAGGCCAUGGACGCCGCCUGGAUCAACGCCGUCAACGAGCUGUGGAAGAACGACGACGAAUUCGACCUUGCCGCGCUGGAAAAGAGCUACCAGCUAAAGGCGCUGGAGACGAGCGGCGCCGAGCCCUCGUCGCAGGAGGAAACGUCGCCGGCUGCGAGGGGGUCUCUGCUCGUCUGCUUGACGGGCUUCGGCGACACCAGAGACAAGAUUGCAGAGAUGAUUACGCAAAACGGCGGUCGCUAUACCGGAGAUCUAACCAGGCGAUGCUCGCAUCUGAUCGUCAGCAAGCCCGAGGGUAAGAAGUUUACGGCAGCCAAGUCGUGGGGUGUGCAUACAGUUACGCUGGAUUGGCUCGAGCAGAGUGUCGCGCGCGGCAUGAUCCUAGAAGAAACCAAGUUUGAUCCGCUGUUACCUCCGGAAGAGCAAGGCGUUGGCGCUUGGGUCAAGAAAGAUCUAAAGAGGUCAUCACUGGGGAAGAGAGCAAGGUCUGCAGUCCUAAACGGAGGGCCAGACGAAGGCGUGAGGAAGCUGCGCAAGACGGUCAGUAUGAAGCUAAGCUCGCAGAGAAACGACCUCUGGGGCGACAUACUCGGUAGAUCUGCCUCGAGAGAGUAUUCAUUUGCCCACGAUAAUCCGCUUGGAGCACCAACCAUGGACCCUACUCCUGCUGCUGCCGCCCCUGCUGCUAUUUCAGCUCCAGUACCACUCUCCGAAAUUCCCACGCAGCCAGGCUACUCUCUCCAGGAGGACCAGGGCGUCUUUGCCAACUGCGUCUUUGUCGUCCACGGAUUCCCGCAGCAGAGAGCAUCUAUCCUGGAGCAGACAAUUGCGACUCUCAGCGGCACCAUUGCCUCGUCGCUGCAAGCUCCAGCUAUGCUGUCCCAGCCGACAGACCCCGAACACUACCGGUUUCUCAUAGUCCCCCAAACCUCACAGCCCGACACCCACCCCAAAGUGCCAAACGAGCACAUCCACAUCAUUACCGAGUUUUACAUUGAAAACUGUCUGCAUAACAAGCGCUUCUUCAGUCCCAAUGAGCAGGUCCUAGGGCGGCCGUUCCCCUUGUUUCCCAUCCCAGCCUUUUCAAGCAUCACCGUGUGUAGCGCCGCGUUUACCGGAAUAGAGCUCAACCAAGUUGCGAGAAGCGUAGCCCAGCUGGGAGGCAAAUACGAAGAGUCAUUCCGGCGGUCAACAAACGUGCUUGUAUGCAAAUCUCUCAUGUCGAUGCGGAGAGAAAAACUAAAGUGCGCGCUUGACUGGGGCGUCCCCGUCGUUUCGGCAGACUGGCUGUGGGAGUGCAUAUCCAGCGGCAGCCUGGCUCCUAUUGAAGACUUUGUAUUCCCCGAGAUCAAGAAACGGCGCGUCAAGCGGGAUCCCUUUGUCAACGAAGAAGACGACGUCGGCCCAGAAAAGCAGCCUCGAAAGGCCCCGGAGACAAAACCCGCAGCAAAACCUCCCAAGCAAAGCGUCGACACCACCGCCUUUGACAAGGACGUGCCUGAGAAAGGCCGCGCCAAGCAGACGCUCGGGUCCAUCACGCCGGCAGACUUUCUGACUGCGCGAACCCAUCCGGUCAACACUGUGUGGACGGCUGAGACGCCUCCUCUGACUGAGCUGUCGUCGGCCGCGCUCAACCCAUCACCACCACAACCAAAACAACAACCCCCUGAACCAGCCCCUGAACCAACCAAUGAAGCCCCCGUCCCCCAACCUCCCGAAGCUCCAACAGAACAAGAACCAUCCGCCGAACAAGUCGAGAAACAACGCCAGCUAGCCGCCGCCGCCGCCGAGCUCCGUCAAGGCCUCACAUCAGCCCUCUCCGACCUCAUCCCCCUUCCCGCAUCCACCUCCCUCCCCGGCCCCGACUCCGCCGCUCCCCAUCACCAGUCCGACCCCCGCGCCCUCCGUCGUCGUCGCCACAAAAUCCUCGGCCGCGCCAUCAGCAACGCUUCUAACGACAGUAGCGCAGCCAGCAUCGAUAGCGCGGCUUUUCCCCCUCGGGCGCUGCAGGACGAAGACGUCGACGAAGAGAGGCUGCAGAGACAAUCUCCGCCCGCAACUCAGCUCGAGUAUCGCGACCCCGAGGCCAUGGAGACAAAGGCCAUGCUGAUGAGCAGGAUGACCAGUGCCGUCGAAAGCGCACCGACAGAAAGUCUCGGACGCACAAGGUCGUCGAGGAGAAAAUAAAAGAAGGAACGGGUUCCAUGCGUGUAUGAGAAGAAUAAAAAGAGAAAGAUGGGAAGCAUAUAAUGAUGGGGGCUUAUGAUAUUUGGAGCAAUGAGCUUGAAAAUUAGGAGGACAAUGUAUGGGAUAUCGGAUACGGACUUAUGAAUUUGAAUUAAGAGCAUUAAUACACGUAUGAAUG